GCAUCUCUUCAUCAUCUGAAUAAAACAAACAACAGGUAUCCAAUUUUAACAUGUACACCAUAUGUUGUGUACUUUACGUAUUACUGAUAUACUGUGUUUGCUGGCUUCCUGCUAUCUAAUCUCUCUCGUGUAGUUUUAAGAGAUAAGAUGGGGAGGGUGUUCCGAGAACAAAAGUGACUGAAGUUUAGCUGGUAAGGUGACUCAACGUGGAAAGAAGUCUGACAACAUUCGUAAUGUACUCACUUCUCUUCUUGUAAUUUUUUGAGUGCUCCGAUCAAAUGUUUUCAGCUGAAUGUUUGGUCUUAAUGAAUGAAGAAAUGUAUUGACUGUAAACAAAAUAUGUGCACUGUUUAUGCAGAAAUUCCAGCUAGCAUUAUCAGGAAGCCUUCAAAACAAAGUAACACGAAAGAGAACGUACUCAAAGUAGUGCUCAUCCGAGGACAUGCAAAGUGGUCAAACUCAGUUUUGAGUUUUUAGUUGAAGAUUCUGUACGGGUCAGCAUUUCUGACUUCAAACCCUGGGGUCGUGGGUUCGAGUGCCUCUUCAGACAUUGGUGUCUCUAGAACUAGUCUGCAAGCAAUCACCCUCCAAGCCGCCCAAUGUAAGGUGGUGAUGUUCAAAUGUUUGGAAGAAAAUAUUCUAGGUGCAUGGUCACCACAACUAGUUGUAGUUCUACGUCACCACACUACAAGCACUGCCGUUGCCAUGUGUGUUCAAAGGCAAGUAACUCGAUAACUAAUAUGUGAUACACUAAUUUAGUGUUAAUGCUAGUACAGUACAAUUACAGAUUAGUUUCUUUAAAACUUAUAUAAACCUGGAAAUACAGUUUCUUGUAGUGUUAAGAGCGUUAAUGUGUGCAAUGUGCAAUUGACGUAUCCGCAUCCACGACACAUCACCACGCCCAAUUGCUCAGUGACGACAUAGAAGGGCAAUUCUGUUACACCACUCUUCUUCGUUACGCUCUGAUUGCACAUUCGCCCCGACUCGACCCUACAGGCUGGUCUGGCACCAGGGUACAGCUCCGGCCAUGAGCGAGUACGCCAGCGAGCUGCGGCUGGCAGUGCUGUACCUCGCGGGGGCCCUGCUUGCCGUGGUGGCGACCGUGAGCGCCGCCGUGCCCUCCCUGCACUGGCGCGAGAUCCUCGACAACUGCGUCGACGCGCGGUGCGGCUGUGUGCUGCACGGCGCCUACACGGUCGUCUACUUCAACGGCGGCCGGAACGCCAUCUGCCACUUCGCGGUGUUGGCGUCCCUGCCGGCGGCCGUGGUCGGGCUCGUCAUGUCCGGGUACCACGGCUACAGGGUCUGCAUCUCGGCCCACAAGACCAGCGGCCGGAGCGCGGGCUACAGGAACGGACGCCCGGCGACGGCCCAGCCCGCCAGCAGAGAGCCGAAGGUGAAGCCCCCUGCCUGCCGCUGCUGGGUCCUGCUGGCCGUGUUGGCAGCCCUGAACACUCUGCUGCUGUUCGCGGUGGCGGUGACGCUCAGCCACGGCUACCACACCACGUGCAGCCAGUACCGCCACCAGCUAGCCAGGACGCUGCCUGCCGUGGGGCUGUCGGCACGGGCCGUGCACGAGCGCCUGCCGUGCUCCGCCGUGCUCGACUUCAUGGACUUCCUGGAGCCCACGACGCGGCCCUUCCGGCGGCGCCACGACGUGGACUACUCUCGUCCGCACGAGGAGGUGGGCCCCUCUCGCGGCGGCUUCAUCCACACCGCCACCGCCCUGCUGCUGGCCGCCUGCAGUGCCUGGGCCAACACCGCCGUGUGGGCGCUGGUCACCGCGCUCAACGUCGCGCUGGAGCGGCUCGCCAGGACCAACUGACCACCUGCUAGCCCACUCGGCCAGUCAACAUGCUGGUGCCCAGACGCACUCAGUCAACAUGCUGGUGCUGAGAUGCACUCAGUCAACAUGCUGGUGCCCAGACGCACUCAGUCAACAUGCUGGUGCUGAGAUGCACUCAGUCAACAUGCUGGUGCCCAGACGCACUCAGUCAACAUGCUGGUGCCCAGUCGCACUCAGCCGGUGCCCAGACGCACUCAGCCAGUCAACAUGCUGGUGCCCAGACGCACUCAGUCAACAUGCUGGUGCCCAGACGCACUCAGCCAACAUGCUGGUGCCCAGACGCACUCAGUCAACAUGCUGGUGCCCAGUCGCACUCAGCCGGUGCCCAGAUGCACUCAGCCAGUCAACAUGCUGGUGCCCAGACGCACUCAGUCAACAUGCUGGUGCUAUGACUAGGAGUGGAAAAAGCAAUUACGUUUCUCUUCAUCACGAGUGUUGUGCUUUCAUUAGGGUCUCUUAACUAUGAUGCUACAACCUUGUAUAAUUUGCAGCAGUUGGUAUUACUGAUGCUCUGAUUUUGUUAACUCUUGGAAGCCUUGUGGUCUAGUUUCCAUGGCAACACACCAAUCGGCUGAUCAACAUCCACAAAAGACUCUUUAAUGAUUUGUAAAACAAUAUCAGCAUUACCAGUUUUAAAAAAGUGCAAAUGUGUAA
Molecule: messenger RNA, 2500 nt
Organism: Bacillus rossius redtenbacheri
Lineage: Eukaryota; Metazoa; Arthropoda; Insecta; Phasmatodea; Bacillidae
Exons: 3
Coding region: 1028-1825 (265 amino acids)
Source: RefSeq, a predicted model, not a curated record